CAAAUGAAGAGCAACAUUUUCAGAGACAGUGUGGGAUGUCGUCAUAUCUCCUCCCACUAAAGCUCAUGUCAAAGUUGCAGCCUCUGUCAGUGCAAGAGCAGAACUGCAAACUCGAGAUACCUUGCACUGUGUUCCAUUCCAGCAUCUCUCAUUGUGCUGAGGGAUUUCAAUCAUGAUAUCAACAAUCUGGCUUCUGCUCUUCUGUGGGAUUAUUUCAGAACACCUUGCAAGUUCACAGAAAUCAACAAAAGUGAAAAAGAAUAACUUGAAAGUGCACAUAAACGCAACUGGUGACACGCUUGUUAUGAAGUUUCUUCGUCCAAAUGAAAAUCUGAAACUUGAAGGCUUUGUUUUGGGAUAUGGGAGCAAUUUUUUUUCAAACCAAUAUAUACAGUGGCCAGAAAAUGGAAAGUCUUAUGUAACAGAAGUUGAUGCAGAACCAAGAUAUUUAAUUGCUCUAAAACCCAAUGAAAACAGUAAGAAGACCUGCAAAGAUAAGAACCCUGCUGCGAAACCUCUUCAACUGGUUAUUGGCACCUUGACCCCAACAUCAACGUUCCUCUCCUGGGGCAUCCUCAUAAAUCCACAGAUUGACUGGUCUGUUCUAAACAAAUGUCCAAAUGACAGAUUUUAUACAGUUCGCUACAGAGAAAAAAAUAAAGACUGGAUGUACCAACUCUGCCCAACAACUGAAAUUGUUAUUGACAGCCUAAAGCCAAGUACUAUGUAUGAAUUUGGCGUGAAGGAUAACACAGAAAAUGGAAUCUGGAGCAAGUUAUAUAAUCACAAGACAAUCCCAGCUAAGAGUAAGGAUAAUGGACAAAUCCAAAGUACUAAUAAGAUUUCAAAAGCCAUCCUACAGAUGGCCUCAGAAGAUACAAAAGCAUUAAUUCCUGUAACUGUGAUCAAGCAAGGAUUUUUGAAUCUUACAUAUUUCAACAGUCAAACUAAAACCGCAAGUGAAUCUACAACUGAAAAACACAAAGCUACAGAACCUCCAUCAAUACCCAAAACCACAAAAAAACCUAAUACAGAAGUCUACAAACCAGCAGUGACAGAUCAACCAAUUGUGGAAUAUUUAACUACAGAUUCGCCAACUGGUGCUCUAGAAUUGGUCAGAGGAACAAUGGAAUCCCUAGAAUCUCAGUCUGUUUAUCCCUCCUCUAAAACAUUUGCAUAUGUUAACCAUGGAGAGCCUCAGAAUAACCCUGCUAUUCAACGCAUGUCAACUGCAUCAUUUCAACCCAAAAAUUCAUAUACUGAGUGGUCUAUAUCCACCCCACGUACAAUAGGGCUGCCUUUGGUUUCAAGAAUGAUUUCUGCUCCAGAUGCCAUAACAGAGAUAACAAUCCCCAAAGCACAAUCAGGUUUCACUCAGGUAGAAAGAGAAAAGGAAAUGUAUACGCAAGAUUCCACUGAAAAGUCAGAGAUUACCAACGUGAUGGAUGUUUCUCCAGAGAUUUAUCCAAUAUCCACUAAUGUUCCAGACGUGAACUCUCACAUACCUCUUGAACACCAUGGGAAAACAGUGGGUCUGCCUUCGAUUUCACCAACAUUCUUACCAUCCGCAAACAUAACUUGGAAGACAACUGAAGAACAAACCAGUACUAAACAGGUUACAGGAAUAAAUGAACCUUACACUGAAGAUGAUUUAAACAUUACAGAAAAUCAAGAUACUGGCAAUGGUCUUCCUAUAGUCCCAUCAACCCUAACUUCUCAUCUGGAAAUAACAAAGAAAAUGCCGGCCUUGAUAAUGCUAACAAGUUCCAAACAGGGUCUGCCUUUGGUGUCAUCAACAUUAUCUCCUACUUCAGCUGUAACAAUGAAGAAAACACCUGUCCCUGAAGAUCCAACCAGUUUAACACAGGCAGAGAUGUUCCCAGCAUCCCCAGAUGAUAGACAAGUGAGCCUUUAUACACCUUUUCAACAGCUGAGGACUACAAUGGGUCUACCUUUAAUCCCAACAACAUCAUCUCCUAUUCUGGACCUUACAAUGAAAAUAACACGUAUCUCCGGAGUACAAACAAGUACAAGUCUGGCUGAAAAUUUUCCAGAGUCUUCAGAUUUACCACAACAAAGCACCAACGUGCCUCUCAAACAGCAGAGGACCACACUGGCAGAGAUGUUCCCAACAUCCCCAGAUGAUAGACAAGUGAGCCCUUAUACACCUUUUCAACAACUGAGGACUACAAUGGGUCUACCUUUAAUUCCACCAACAUCAUCUCCUUUUCUGGACCUUACAAUGAAAAUAACAUCUAUCCCCGGAGUACAACUAAGUACCAGUCUGGCUGAGAAUUUUCCAGAGUCUUCAGAUUUACCACAACAAAGCACCAACAUGCCUCUCAAACAGAGGACUACACUGGCAGAGAUUGUUCCAGAAUCAACAGAUGUUCCUCAAGCGAGCACUGACAAACUUCACACACAUUAUAGGACCACAGAGGCUACCAAGGACAAACAGUCUAUGUAUAUUCCUGCUACAAUAUCCAGCUUGGAAAAUGAACAAACUCCCCAUGAAUCGUCAAUCCAUUCAGGCAUUUACAGUAGCCCACUCUUUCAAAACACAGCAAGCCCAUCUGUUGAAUUGGUUAAAAGUCUUCCAGUACCUACCAACCCCCAUCAUUUUGCUAAAACCGAAGUGCCUGUAGUCCCACAUGAAAUUCCAUACCUACAAACCUCCAAACCUAGCCCUAGUACAGAAGCACCACGGAUGGAAUCUGGUAAAAACAGCACACAGUCAGUUUCUGAAACAAUUACAACUGAGGUGCCUCAUAUCUUUGAGCAGGAAAAAGUUGUAGCAACCACUGAAGAGCAGUAUGUUCAAGAGCUUGGAGCGGUAUCAAAGCCAGAAACAAAGCCCACAACUGUUUUUAAGGAAACUCAAGCAAUCAAUGUUGUAGAAGAAGCCAGAACAACAGAGGUUCAAAUGUCUUCUUCUCCUUCUGCACCCAAAGAAACUCUGGCAACAGAAAAACCUCUACCAAAAUUUGAUCCUAAAGAAACUCAUCAUGUACCAAUUAAUGUUAUCAGACUUCAUAUAUUUGGUGAUCCUAAUCCAACUAUUGAUACAACUGAAAAAAGUAUUUCUCCUAAACCCAGAGCCACAACUGAAAGUCCUUCUUCAACUGCUGCUCCUACGACAAUGAAAAAGAUGCCUAUACACAUAAUUAAACUGCAUAUAUUUGAUAAUCCUGAAGCCACAGCUCCAAGUGAGAAUCUCACCACUUCCUCUCCAACACCAAAAACAACUCAACCACAUACAAUCUCACAAUCCAAACCUGCUCCAAAACCAACACAAAGAGUACCUAUUAAUGAUAUUAGCCAUCAAUUAUAUGGAGAUCCAGAAGUGUCUUUGGUUUCAAACACAGCACGACCUCCUCCUCUGCCCAAAACAACACAAAGAGCUGAAACUCCACAAACCAAACCUGUUCCUAAUGAGACGCGAAAGGUUUUUCCUUACAAACCCAAAAAACCUCAGCCGACUGCUCAACCACGUAAACCUGCUUCCACAGAAGCACCAGGGGACUCCAUUAAACCUAAAAUUCCACCGCAAACUCCUGAGGCCACAUUUGCUCCUUACAAGCUGCAGCACAGUUCUCAAAGACCGAGGACAUCAGUUGGAUCUAGAAUCAACCCUGGUGGCAGACUUUAUGACAGAUCAAAACUUCUUGGUGUAAGUAGAAACAUUUCAGUGGAAGUAAACACUACCAUCAGAAGAACAUAUUCAGUGUCAUCAGCACCCUUCCUUCCUGUCCAGCCAACCAUAAUGCGCAGACGACCUCAUGCCACCAAUGUAACAGGUCGGCCAGGCAGUGUUCUGAUGCCACGGGCACCUUCAACUGCCCGGCCAAAUCGUACAGCAGUGUCUAUAAAGGCCCCAAUACCAUCAUCAGCUUCUCCUGAACCUGAAGAUACUGUUGAAGCCACUGUGUUCAGUCCAACUCCAAAAUCAGAGAUAGACGCUCUUGGGAAAAUCAGAACCACAGGACCACAUAUAACAUAUAUGACCAAAAAACAGGAACAUCCAUGCUCAAUUACAGAAUCUCUGAAGUAUUUCCCAACAGAAGAGGCCACAAAUCAGGAAAUUGUCAGCCGUCCAAUGAAUCCACCAUCCAAUCUCACAAUAGUCACUGUUGAAGGAUGCCCAUCCUUUGUCAUUCUAGAUUGGCAACCACCUGAGAAUGAUACAGUCACUGAAUAUAAAAUCAUUUCUACGGAAAAUGGGGCACCACCAGGAAAAGACCAGUCAAUAAUAACUACAAAUCAGACAUUUCAGACAGUGGAAAAUCUAAAACCUAAUGCAAGUUAUCAGUUUCUAGUGAUACCAACAAAUCCUCUUGGUGAAGGACCUGCCAGUAACACAGUAGAAUUUAGCACAGAAUCAGCUGACCCUAGAGUGAGUGAGCCUGUUACUGGAGGAAAGGAUGCUAUCUGGACGGAAAUAAAAUUUAAGUCAGACUCCUAUUCGGAAUGCAAAGGGAAGCAGUUUGUGAAGAGGACCUGGUACAAGAAAUUUGUAGGAAUUCAACUCUGCAACUCCCUGAGAUAUAAGAUUUACCUUAGCGACUCACUUUUAGGAACAUUUUAUAACAUAGGGGAUCAGUCUGGUUUUGGAGAAGAUCACUGUCAGUUUGUUGACUCAUUCCUGGAUGGAAGAACAGGACAGCAACUGUCACCAGAGCAGCUGACAACAAGAAAAGGAUUUUACAGGGCAGUGCGCCAACAGCCUGUUGAUUUUGGAAAUAUAGGAGGAAAUUCACAAAUCAGAUACGUCCAUUGGUACGAGUGUGGCAUCGCAAUACCCGGGAAAUGGUAGGAAGACUCCUGGAGAACAAUUCCACUCACCCGAUUCUGAAUUCCCAUUCUUCUUAAGGGAAACAUGCUAGCUUUUUUUUUUUUAUCCUUGUCUACUAAUGUAAAAUAUGUAUUAAAUAAUGCAGUAUAAGGAGAUUAUAAUGGAGUAAACAUUUUUAGAAUAGGCUGCUUCCAUAUUUAUCAGAUUUAUCAAUAUAAGAAAAGGAUAUUGUCUUCAUAGGAUAAAAUCUCGGGAAGCUGGCUCCCUGUUUUGGUAUUUUUUUGAAAAAAAAAAAGCAGUGUCUAUAUUAUUUAUCACAAUGUUGUAAUAAUAUUGGUGCAUUGUUCCUUUAGUUGCGUUGUGAAAGCAUAGAGAGAAAUUCUUUUUUUUUCCAUUAAGCAUACUGUUAAAACAAUGAUCAUUGUCUAUUAUCAACAUUGUCCAUGUAUUAAUUUAUUUAAUAAAAUGCAGGGUAGGAGCAACAUGAAUGUUAGAAUAGCCCUGAAUGGAACAUUUCUUUGUAAAGGUUGCUAAAUGUCAGUGCUAAGCAAACGAUUCAUUGCAAAAGAUCGCGCAGCAAGACGCAGGCUUUUGCCCAGUGAGUCAUUCACUGACCUAUAGAUAAACCGCCUACGUCAAUUUGCGCAGGAGCGGCGAAGAUGAGCGACGCUUCAAACAAGGCAGGUACUUAAACAACAGGUUUUAGUGCAAGAUAUUUUACAUUAGACUAUAGAUAUCGAUAUGUUAACUAAAAGCAUGUGGUUUAUUAAAAAAGAGUAACUUUCUACAGAAUGUACAGUAUAUCCUGAAAAGCUUUAUUUCCAGUGAAACUUGGUUUUGUUUAUGAAAUGCAGUAUAUGAACUCUAUAAUAAAGACAUUUGGUUUUUUUAAAGA
Molecule: messenger RNA, 5687 nt
Organism: Xenopus tropicalis (tropical clawed frog)
Lineage: Eukaryota; Metazoa; Chordata; Amphibia; Anura; Pipidae
Gene: abi3bp
Product: ABI family member 3 binding protein
Exons: 54
Coding region: 173-4813 (1546 amino acids)
Source: RefSeq, a predicted model, not a curated record